ACUACAGGGCAGUGUGGCAGUGGCCUCCACCACACGCCGCUCCACCACAGCUAUGGCCGGCACCACCUGCUUUCUGCUCUGCCUGUCUGCCACCCAGCUCUUUGCCCAUGGGACGCCUUCCAGUAAGGGGACGCCCAAGAUACCUCAGAAGCUGGGGCUGUUGCUGGAAAGUCUGCACGCCAACAAGACCCUCCAGCAGGGUAACCCCUCUGGACACCACACGAAGGUGCUGACGUUCCCUCAUGCCCACUUUGGUCCCAGGAGGCAAAAGAGAGACUGGGUUGUCCCUCCCAUCUCCAUCCCAGAGAAUGAUAGAGGCCCGUACCCCAAAACGGUGGCUCAGGUCAAAUCGAACAAGAACAAGGAAAUCCAGGUUUUCUAUAGCAUCACGGGCAGGGGCGCUGACAAGCCUCCGUGUGGCGUGUUCAUCAUGGACAGAGAAACAGGGUGGCUCAAGGUCACGGGGCCCCUGGACAGAGAGCAGGAAUCCCACUAUGUUCUGUUCCUUCAUGCUGUGUCUUCGACUGGGAAUGCUGUGGAGGACCCAAUGGAAACUGUGAUCACAGUGAGAGACCAGAACGACAACAGGCCGGAAUUCACCCAGGCGGUCUUUGAGGGGUCUGUGAUGGAAGGAGCCUACCCAGGAACAUCCGUGAUGCAAAUCACAGCAACGGACGCGGACGACCACGAGAACACAUACAACGCAGACAUUGCCUACGCCAUCCUCAGCCAGGACCCCUCGCUGCCUCACUCCAACAUGUUCUCCAUCAACCGGGACACGGGAGUCAUCUCUGUGCUCACUACUGGGCUGGACCAACAGAGCGUGCCUGCCUACACCCUGACGGUCCAGGCUGCCGACCUCCAAGGGGAGGGCCUACGCUCCACAACAACAGCCGUGAUCACAGUCACCCAGAGCAACCGCAGCCCUCCCAUCUUCAGCCCCACUCAGUACGCGGGCCAGGUGUUUGAGAACAAGGUGGGCGCCGGGAUAGUGAGGCUAAAAGUGAAGGACGCAGACACCCCGGGCACCCCCGCAUGGAAGGCUGUGUUCUCCAUCCUGAAUGACAGAGCCCGCCUCUUCACUGUCACCACAGACCCCAAGACCAAUGACGGCCUUUUGAAAACAGCCAAGGGCUUGGAUUUUGAGGCCACACAGCGAUACAUCCUCUACGUGACAGUGGCGAACACCGUGCCCUUGGCACCAUCUCUCCCCACAGCCACUGCGACCGUCACUGUGGACGUGCUGGACACGAAUGAGGCCCCUGUCUUUGUGCCCCCAAUAAAGACGGUGGAAGUGCCCAAGGAUGUGGUUGUGGGCCAGGAAAUCACAUCAUACAGGGCCCAGGACCCAGACAGCCUCCAGGGUCAGAGAAUCAGGUACCAGAUGUGGGACAGCCCAAGCCGUUGGCUGGACAUCAACUCAGAAACAGGCGUCAUUUCCACUCGAGCCAGUCUGCACAACGAUGACAUGGAGAACCACACAUUUUCGGCCAUUGUCAUAGCUGUGGACGAUGGGCAACCUCCUGCCACGGGCACCGGGACGCUUCUCCUCACUUUCUCGGACCCAGAUGGCCCAACAGCAGACUCGCACUGCCUUUCCACCUGCCAGAGGGGACCAGAGCUCCCAGCUGGCAGAGGUAUGGAGCCGAGCAGCAGCCCACUGACCACACACGUACUGGACACCACCUCAGGGCUUCCGGCCCAGGGCCUCUGCCUCUGUCUGUCCAGGCUUGAGGACCAGGGCCAGCACUGGACCGACCUGAGGAAAAGCUCCACCAACUCGGAUGGCCGCUGCCCGGGGCUCCUGCCACCAGGCCCGAUGAAAGCGGGCACCUACAAGCUGUCCUUUGACACCGAGGGCUAUUGGAAGGAGAGGGGCCAGGAGAGCUUCUACCCAUACGUGGAGGUGGUUUUCAGCAUCACCAAUGAGACCCACAGAUUCCACGUGCCCCUGCUGCUGAGUCCAUGGUCCUACACCACGUAUCGGGGGAGCUAGCAGCCGAGCCAUCGCCUCUGGCCAGCUGCUGGCCUGUGAGCAUCGAUGCCAUCCCAACAGCUCCCUGAGGCACCCCAAGAGAGGGCAGCAGUUAUGCUCCCUGAGGGGAGUCUGACCCGCCCUCUCCAGUAGCAGCUGAAUCUCAGGCUCAAUAAAGUCAGCACCAGCAUGGCUAAGGCCACGGCA
Molecule: messenger RNA, 2182 nt
Organism: Lutra lutra (Eurasian river otter)
Lineage: Eukaryota; Metazoa; Chordata; Mammalia; Carnivora; Mustelidae
Product: cadherin-1-like
Exons: 14
Coding region: 53-1996 (647 amino acids)
Biological process (GO): calcium-dependent cell-cell adhesion; multicellular organism development; homophilic cell-cell adhesion
Cellular component (GO): adherens junction; catenin complex; membrane
Molecular function (GO): calcium ion binding; hydroxyisourate hydrolase activity; cadherin binding
Source: RefSeq, a predicted model, not a curated record